Molecule: messenger RNA, 2205 nt
Organism: Cyprinus carpio (common carp)
Lineage: Eukaryota; Metazoa; Chordata; Actinopteri; Cypriniformes; Cyprinidae
Gene: nadka
Product: NAD kinase a
Biological process (GO): NAD+ metabolic process; NADP+ biosynthetic process
Molecular function (GO): NAD+ kinase activity
Source: RefSeq, a predicted model, not a curated record
AAUAAUUAUGCUUGGCGAAGGACGCUUUAAGUAAUGAAUAUUCAUUACUCAAAGCAAGACCCGCCUUUCUGAAUAAUCCAAUGGGCGCAGUUUUGACGUCGUCUCGAGGAAGUGUUCCGAUCGUGUACAGAUGACAGCUGAACAGAGACUGUUUAACCGGUUAGCCCUGUCUCCGUCUCGAAACAUAUAGCAAUGGAAGUACUUAUAUCCUACAUUCAGAGUCAAAGGGGAUAACGCCUGCUGCAUUGCUAGCCACACGGUGGGCUAAAUAUCUAGUUUGUUUGAAAGGAUCGGGAUCAAGCUUGAUUGAGAUGGAGGAUUCUGUAGAGUCUAAGUUGACGCUAAAGUCCGAUGCAAGCUCAGAGCCUUUUUCCUACUGUUGCUCAGCCUGUGAUUGUAGUGAGGAGCCUUUACGUGGAAAAGUGUUCCGGAACAGAACUAAAGCCAGGAGUAUGUCCAUGCCAUCAGCACCCAGCUCUGCCAAGUUCAGGUAAAACAAGACUCUCUCUGUCAAGGAGGACACAGUCACUUCAUGGACCAAGCCCUGUCACCACAUUUGGGCCCAAAGCCUGCAUGCUGAAGAAUCCUAAAGCUGUCAUGCAUAUUCAAGAUCCAGCCAGUCAAAGGUUGACAUGGAACAAGCCACCCAAAAGUGUCCUUAUUAUAAAGAAAAUCAGAGACGCCAGCCUGCUACAGCCUUUCAAAGAACUCUGCAUUUUUCUGACACAGCAAAAAAAUAUGAUUGUCUAUGUGGAGAGAAAAAUCAUUGAAGAUCCAGCCAUUGCUAUUGAGAGCUUUGUCUCUCUUAAGAAGAAAAUUUGCACUUUUAGAGAAGAUUAUGAUGAUAUUUCCAAUUGUGUCGACUUCAUCAUUUGUUUGGGAGGAGAUGGGACUUUGCUGUAUGCUUCUUCUCUCUUCCAGGAGAGUGUGCCUCCUGUCAUGGCCUUCCAUUUGGGUUCUCUGGGAUUCCUUACGCCAUUUAAGUUCGACACAUACCAAUCUCAGGUCACCCAGGUUAUAGAAGGAAAUGCCGCAGUAAUUCUACGCAGUCGCCUAGAAGUGAAGGUAAUGAAAAAAAAUAGAGAGAAGGAAUCUGUGGAGGAAAUCAGUUUGGUCACUAAUGGAGACAAAACUAUGCAUUAUCAAGUGCUGAAUGAAGUUGUUGUAGACCGAGGUCCAUCUUCGUACCUCUCUAAUGUGGACUUGUUUCUGGAUGGUCAUCUGAUCACCACUGUUCAGGGAGAUGGUGUGAUAGUGUCCACUCCCACAGGAAGUACUGCAUACGCAGUAGCAGCAGGUGCCUCUAUGAUCCAUCCAAAUGUUCCAGCCAUCAUGAUCACACCAAUCUGCCCACACUCCCUGUCUUUUAGACCCAUCGUAGUGCCUGCUGGUGUUGAGCUCAAGAUUACGCUGUCUCAUGAUGCCAGAAACAUGGCCUGGGUGUCUCUCGAUGGCAGGAAAAGGCAGGAAAUUGCCUAUGGUGACAGUAUUACCAUCACAACGUCAUGUUUCCCCGUUCCUUCCAUCUGUUUUCGUGAUCCCGUGAAUGAUUGGUUCGAGAGCCUGGCCCAAUGUUUACACUGGAAUGUUCGCAAGAAACAGAGUCAUCUGAGUUCUGAAGAGGAAGAGUUCUGACCUCAUUCCAAGCUUUUACAGCACGGAUACUUAGCUAUGUUAUUUUUUUGUCUUUCAAAGGUUUAGUACAUGCAGUAAUGUUUUCUCUGUUUGCCAUAACUAUCUAAGUGAAUCUCAUAAAAACAACAUCUUAUUUAAACUAAAAAUUAUAUUUUGCUUAUUUUUUUUUUUUAUAUUAAAUAUUAAAUAUUUUUCCAUUGUGACUUUUUUUUCUCCCCACACGAAAACUUUGUUGUGUGUGUAUUCUCUCUCUCUCUCUCUCUCUCUCUCUCUCUCUCUUGUAAAUUCUCUUUAGAGAUUUUUACAAUUUUAUUCACUAUGCUAAUGAGAAUUUGGUGGAAAUGUGUGGAAAAUUGCAUCAUUCCUUUCUUAUAAAAUCUUAAUUUCUUCUUUUGGGUGAAAUAUGACCUUAAUUGUUAUGUGAUGGUGUGUAAAGCAAAGCGCACAACAAAAUAGUUAUUUUAAGUGAAAGUGACAAAUGAUGUGACAUACAGCCAAGUAUGGUGACCCAUACUUAGAAUUCGUGCUCUGCAUUUAACCCAUCCUAAGUGCACACACACAGCAGUGAAC